GCUCGGCUCGCGUCGAAAACUUGGGAUCUUUACGACCGGCUCGGACGCCUAUCAUUUGUUAGAUACCAAAGAUGUCUGCGGAUAGUGAGAUGUCGUCGUGGUAUAUAUACACCCAGUCAAUGCAUCUGCUCUUGGUGCUGAUUGUGGUGCAUUCUUUCUGAACGAAAAAGUCGAACGUACAUCAUGACUGACAAACAAGAGGUCGAACGCACGCCUACGCUGGAGCAACCAGGGCCCUGGGUGAUGGAGGAUGUGACUAUGGUUACGUUGACGGAGGAGGAUGACCGUCAUAUCAGAAGGAAGACAGACAUCCAUCUCCUGAUAAUGCUGACGUGGAUCUACUUCCUACAAGUCUUCGACAAAGCAGUGUUUGGAACCGCAGCCCUCUUCAAUCUGCGACAGGACACUGGACUCACGGGUGCACAAUACUCCCUCGUGGCGUCCAUCUCGUCGAUAGCGCAGCUGUCAUGGCAGCCGUUCUCCGCCUGGCUUAUCGUCAAGGUUCCACACCGGAUCUUGAUGCCCUCGCUCGUCCUUGGAUGGGGUAUUGCGGAAGCAUGCAUAGCCGCAGCUCGCAACUUUCCUGAACUGCUCGUCGCUCGCUUCUUUCUAGGUCUUUUCGAGGCCGGCUGUAUCCCUCUCUUCACGAUCAUCACGGGACAGUGGUACCGGCGUGCUGAACAACCACUCCGGGUCUCGGCUUGGUACUCUAUGAAUGGUCUUGCCACUAUGGCAGCUUCUGCUGUAUCCUACGGCCUUGGUCACAUCGAUUCUGAACUACUCAGACCAUGGCAGAUAAUCUUCCUUUUCGCCGGUCUCCUUACAAUCCUCAGUGCACCACUAGUCUACUGGAAACUGGACAAUGGGGUCACUAGUGCCCGUUUCUUAUCAGAGCAGGAACGGCUUCAAGCCGUCAAACGCCUCUCCACCAACCAGACCGGCAUUGGCUCGUCCAAAUUCAGGUGGGCUCAAGCCGCCGAAGUGGCUAUCGAACCCAAGUCCUGGCUUUGGGUCAUCAUGGCCGUGCUGCCGAACCUAGGAUCGGCGUUGACGAGCUUCUUCGGCCCAAUCAUUAUCGCAGGUCUAGGGUUCGACAAAUAUGAGGCAUCACUGCUCAACAUCCCAUUCGGAGCGAUGCAAACCCUCGUCAUCGCAGGCGCAUGCUGGGUUUCUUAUAACAUGAAAAUGAAAGGUGUUGCUCUGCUCGGCUUCAUGCUACCAGUGGUGGUGGGCAUCGCGAUGCUUUACGGGCUUGAUCGGAGCACAUCUUCCCGGCCGGCACUGCUCGCAGCCUAUUACUUGCUUGCCUUCCUGUUUGCCGGGAACCCUUUGCUUCUCUCAUGGGUCGUCGGAAACACCGCCGGAACAACCAAGAAAUCUGUGACUCUGUCGCUCUACCAAGCCGGUCUAUCCGCAGGAGGCAUUGCGGGUCCAUUCAUGUUCAAAGCCGACCAAGCGCCAGUCUACCGAUCCGGAGUCCUCGGUGUGCUAGCGAUAUUCAUCGCAUUGAUUGCGUGUAUCGUCCUGCAGCUGGGAAUACUCACCUGGUUGAACAAGCAGCAGCGGAAGAAGAGGAUACAAAACAGCAAGAGCGCGGAUGUUGUUGAUCAGUCCAUGCAGAAGAAACUCCACGCCUUUGAUGGCAUUGAGGAACAGCGAUUGGAGGCUUCUGCGUUUGCUGACAUAACAGAUCGGCAUAAUGAUGAGUUUGUAUAUAUCUACUGAAGAAGCUGCGUCUUGAGCCUUGACAGGAACAUUCAGGCACGUUGUCAGUCAUUGAACGAGAUGAACCGUGGACCAGUACCGUCAACGCUGGUCUUCACCCUUGGAGUUUGGGUUUAUGGUAGCAGGAGGUGGGAAAGGAACAUGCAGGCUGCACAUAACAGUAAUACACACACUUGA
This is a messenger RNA of Exophiala viscosa, 1902 nucleotides long. Its product is annotated as major facilitator superfamily domain-containing protein. Gene Ontology annotation, molecular function: transmembrane transporter activity. The transcript has 3 exons. The coding region runs from base 184 to 1725 and encodes 513 amino acids. NCBI's taxonomy places the organism in Eukaryota, Fungi, Ascomycota, Eurotiomycetes, Chaetothyriales, Herpotrichiellaceae. The record is from RefSeq and is a predicted model, not a curated record. Gene Ontology annotation, cellular component: membrane. Gene Ontology annotation, biological process: transmembrane transport.